AUUUCUCUCACGCAGGUAAAUUUAGCGUCGCCCAUAAGGAGGCAUCUCUCUUCCGGUGUACAAUGAACCGAAUCCUCGUCCCAAUCCUCGUCAGUCUCAGUCCGAGAACGGAACAGAGAAGUUUGUAGCUGUCUUGCAACUGUCGAUCGUUCGUCCUCCGCCAAAAUGUGUGUUUCGAUGUUUUUGAUUCUCUUUCUGAUGGCCUCGAACAUUGCGGGCCAGGAUUUACCAUACGUUUUGGAUAUGCCAUCACAGUCGAGCGUCGCAACGAAGACUCCUGCAAGCAGCACGUUUACCGCGGAGGCUCUUUCUACGGACCAAACUGAUGGUCAGACUGAAAAAGAGCAGAUCAUCCGCCGCGAGGAUUCAAAGACAGAUCCCUUGAGCGAUGACGACUUCAUCACUGUGGAGGACCUCAACGAUAUCGAUGUACACGAAGUCGAACCAAUCCUCGACCAGACAACCAAGGAGAUUCGCGAUAAAUUCAUCGAGACUCCUACUUUCGAAGAGGAGUACAACGAAAAUAACGCCAAAAAAGAAGAGCACUACUCGAGCACACCAGACGAAAAUAUGCCCCAGUCUUCUAUUCCGAUCGAAGCAACCAAAACUCCCCGGGUUGCGAUGACGCUGGUCACGACUAAUUGGUUAACGCUUCCGUCGGUCUAUCUUUCCAUCUACCGGAGCCAGGCGCAGACGUACAAUACCAACAUGCAUUAUUAUUACGACUCGUCGACGGAAAUCUUGGAAGAAGAAAAUGAAUCAUUAGAGGCAGAUCAAGAGAAACCAGUCGAUCAGCAGACGACUGCAGAGAUAUCGAGCGACGAUAGGGAUCAUAUGAUAGACGAUACCAUCACUGCUACCAAGAAGAUAAUGGAAGAUGCGAUGCUUCAUAAUCUCAACGCCACUGUCGUCGAGAAUUUGAUGGAGACAAGUUUAUACAUAAUGCACGUGACAAUGGAUGUCCUUUUUAAGAUGAUGUAUAACUUGAUGGAAAGUAUGAUGUCGAUGGACCAUGGGAGAGAAGUCGAUCGAACCAAAUUCAAUCGUACUGUAAAGGAUCCGUUAGUCAUACGUAUGUAGGGAUUUUCAGAAUACUUAUGCGACGUACGAGUGUAUUUUUUUAUUUUUCAAGCUUUAACAACGAUAUUGUCAACCGAUAAUUUUUAUUUAAUAAACCUAUCUGUGAACAUAA
Molecule: messenger RNA, 1192 nt
Organism: Nasonia vitripennis (jewel wasp)
Lineage: Eukaryota; Metazoa; Arthropoda; Insecta; Hymenoptera; Pteromalidae
Exons: 2
Coding region: 166-1080 (304 amino acids)
Source: RefSeq, a predicted model, not a curated record